CACACACACACAAAAGCCGAAGCUUCUUUAUUCUGUUUGUGGGGAAAAAGAAAAGGGAUCUAGAGUAAAUACACACAUCUUCCUGUGCCUGCAAAUUUUAUCUACCAGAUAAGUACAAAAUCAAUUGUUUAUUAAUUAGCCAGAGAGACAGCCUACUUCACUCCACAAACCAGUAUCACUAGCCACCCAAUAUUAUCAGCUUCUUCUUGAUUCCUCGAGUAAAUAUUCUGUAGAAUAUUAUUUAUUCUUUGUAAUCAUAGUACACGUAAUUGAGGGAGUAAAAUAUUCCCUUUCCUUGUUUAAGAGAUAUGUACAUAUUAAGUCUUCGAACCCAUUUGGCUCUCUCUUCUGAAAUGGCAAUGGGAGCAUCACCCAAAACCAGGCCUUCAUUGCCUUCAAUUUUCUUGCUCUGUUUGGUUUUGUCCUGUGGAAUUCCAUCAACCCAGUUUGCCAAUGCAGCCAAUCCGCAAACACCCAUCAAGACUGUUGUGGUUUUGGUACUGGAAAACAGAUCCUUCGACCACAUGCUUGGGUGGAUGAAGCGAAUCAAUCCAGCCAUUAAUGGUGUCACAGGGAAGGAAUGUAACCCAGUAUCCACGAAGAGCCCCAGUACACAAUCUGUCUGCUUCUCUAAUGAUGCUGAGUUUGUGGAUCCGGAUCCGGGACACUCCUUUGAAGCUGUGGAACAACAGGUAUUUGGGUCUGGCUCUGUUCCUUCAAUGACUGGUUUUGUUGAGCAAGCGCUGACAAUGUCUCAGAAUCUCUCUGAUACUGUUAUGAAGGGAUUCAGGCCUGAGUCUGUGCCUGUUUAUGCAACUCUUGUGAAUGAAUUCGCGGUAUUUGAUAGGUGGUUCUCAUCAAUUCCUGGUCCAACACAACCCAAUAGACUAUUUGUCUACUCUGCUACUUCACAUGGCUCAACAAGCCAUGUCAAGAAGCAACUCGCUUCUGGUUACCCACAAAAAACAAUCUUUGAUUCAGUUCAUGAGAAUGGUAUGAACUUUGGUGUUUAUUUCCAGAACAUACCCACAACUCUGUUCUAUAGAAAUAUGAGGAAAUUGAAGUAUAUAUUCAAGUUUCAUCCAUUUGGUUUGAAGUUCAAAAAAGAUGCCAGAAAUGGGAAGCUACCUAGCUUGACUGUAAUUGAGCCAAAGUACUUUGAUCUUAAAGGAUUGCCUGCAAAUGAUGAUCACCCAUCUCAUGAUGUUGCUAAUGGACAGAAGUUUGUGAAGGAGGUUUAUGAGACAUUGAGAGCAAGUCCUCAAUGGAAUGAGACUCUUUUGGUAAUUACUUACGAUGAGCAUGGUGGGUUCUUCGACCAUGUCAAGACUCCUUAUGUGGAUGUUCCUAAUCCAGAUGGGAACACAGGGCCUGCCCCUUCUUUCUUCAAGUUUGAUCGGCUUGGCGUUCGAGUUCCAACAAUUAUGGUCUCUCCUUGGAUCAAGAAAGGAACUGUGGUAAGUGGCCCCAAGGGACCUGCUCCAAACUCAGAGUUCGAGCAUUCUUCAAUUCCUGCAACCAUAAAGAAAAUGUUCAACCUUUCCUCCAACUUCUUAACACACAGAGAUGCUUGGGCUGGCACAUUCGAGGGUGUGGUUGGAGAGUUAACCUCUCCCAGAACUGACUGUCCAGUGACCUUACCCGACGUGACACCAUUAAGGACUACUGAAGCAAAUGAGGAACGAGAGCUGUCAGAGUUUCAGGGCGAGGUGACGCAACUGGCAGCAGUUUUAAAUGGUGACCAUUUCUUGAGCAGCUUCCCAGAUGAGAUGAGCAAAAAAAUGAGUGUGAAAGAAGCUCACGAGUAUGUUAGAGGUGCUGUUAGCAGAUUCAUUAGAGCAAGUAAAGAGGCCAUCAAGUUGGGAGCAGAUGAAUCUGCCAUUGUGGAUAUGAGAUCAUCUCUCACAACUAGAUCUUCUGUUCACAAUUAGUGUGAUCCAGCCUUUGUGAUUUGUAGUGCAGACUACAGAGGUUUUAAUAUCAUUCAUUUAUGCCUGCCAUCAUAUUUGAAAGUGUGAAAACCGAAGUUUCAACUGGUAUGUCAUUUGAAUCUGCAAAUGAGUUGUGUGCAUAUAUGCAAUAGAAGAUUUAACCUGAUAA
This is a messenger RNA of Tripterygium wilfordii, 2100 nucleotides long. RefSeq names its product non-specific phospholipase C6. Bases 309 to 1931 code for a protein of 540 amino acids. The record is from RefSeq and is a predicted model, not a curated record. The transcript has 4 exons. Gene Ontology annotation, molecular function: hydrolase activity, acting on ester bonds. Gene Ontology annotation, biological process: phospholipid catabolic process. NCBI's taxonomy places the organism in Eukaryota, Viridiplantae, Streptophyta, Magnoliopsida, Celastrales, Celastraceae.